AUGAGUCCCGGCGCUCCUUCCCAGCAGUGCCUUUCUGGAGAGGCACGGGGCAGGCAGGGGGAUGGGUGCCAGCCGGCGCCCGGAGGUCUGCCCGGCGCGGAGCCCCGGCGUGGGGCAGCCGCCGCGGCGCUGAGCGGCCGCCUGGGCGGGCGAUGUGCGGGGCGCAGGGAGGGCAGGAGCCAGCCCCGGCCGAGCAGAGCUGAGCCAGUUCCUGCCAGCGUCCCUGGAAACUGCGAGCAGCCAACAUCCACUGCCAAGCCCCCGAAGGGACUAGGGCCGAGCUCCUGCACUCCUGACAGGGAUGAAGUCAGCACUGAGCUGAGUCAGGGCUGUGCCAGAGGCUGUGACCUAUGCUCUGAGUUCAAUGGGUGCCUGAGGUGUUCCCCCAAACUCUUCAUCCUUCUGGAGCGGAAUGACAUCCGACAAAUUGGGAUUUGCCUGCCUUCUUGUCCACUGGGAUACUUUGGCCUUCGCAACACGGACAUGAACAAGUGCAUCAAAUGCAAAAUUGAGAACUGUGAGUCCUGUUUCAGUCGAAACUUUUGCACAAAAUGUAAGGAAGGUUUGUAUUUGCACAAAGGGAGAUGUUACGUCACAUGCCCCGAAGGCUACGCUGCUGCCAACGGCACCAUGGAGUGCAGCAGUCCUGCACAAUGUGAAAUGAGUGAGUGGGGGCCCUGGGGGCCCUGCUCCAAGAAAAGGAAGCUCUGUGGCUUCAAGAAGGGCAAUGAAGAGCGAACACGGAGGAUUCUGCAGGCUCCCUCUGGGGACGUGACUCUGUGUCCUGCAACCACGGAGGUGCGGCGGUGCACGGUGCAGAAGAACCAGUGCCCCGAAGGGAAAAGGAAGAAAAAGGAAGAGCAAGGAAAGCAAGAUAAUGGGAAGAGAAAUCGGAAAGACACCAAAGACACUAAGUCUGGCACCAAGAAGAGGAAGAACAAACAGAGAGGGGCCACGGUGCCCGCGACGCCUGCUAGCCCUGCCCAGUAGCUGGCCAGUGCGUCACCGAUGGCAAGACUCCAUUGCUGCUAUGUAUAUG
This is a messenger RNA of Vidua chalybeata, 1039 nucleotides long. RefSeq names its product R-spondin 1 (gene RSPO1). The transcript is spliced from 6 exons. NCBI's taxonomy places the organism in Eukaryota, Metazoa, Chordata, Aves, Passeriformes, Viduidae. The record is from RefSeq and is a predicted model, not a curated record. Bases 1 to 990 code for a protein of 329 amino acids.